AAAAAAAAAAAAAAAAAACGCCUCGAAUGCCUUUCCAUUCCUUCUUGCGCCAACACCCUUCCUCUCCCAUAGUACGCCACCACAAACCACUACCACCGCCACUCCCUCCUCCACCAGCAGCAGCAGCACCACACACCCCAGCUAUGUCGACCUCCUCCGCCGUCGAAAUGAUCUUCGAGGGUGCGUCUGCCAAGGUCUCUGAGGGCACCCAAAUCGCCUUGUCGACUAUCACUCACUCGGGCAUCGCCGAGAACUAUCUCACCCCGCUGAUCCGUACGUGUCGGUAUGUGGGGGUGUCUUGCGGUGGUCACCGUGCCGGUGACUUGUUCUCUUGGCGCGUUGUUGAUGGUCAACAUCGGAUGCAUUAUCGUUACCGCAAGUGCGCUUUUCGCGAUGCAGGUGUCCAUUAUGACGUUUUCCGUCUUUGUGCUCAUCCCAUUGCUGGUUUCGGUGCUUGUUGUCGUUGGAGGACCGACAUCUUUGCUGAUUUUCACACUGUACAUCUGUAG
Molecule: messenger RNA, 509 nt
Organism: Gamsiella multidivaricata
Lineage: Eukaryota; Fungi; Mortierellomycota; Mortierellomycetes; Mortierellales; Mortierellaceae
Exons: 3
Coding region: 27-509 (160 amino acids)
Source: RefSeq, a predicted model, not a curated record